AUGAACGCAACACAUAAUGAUAAUCAAGGUUCUGAUUCGGAUAGUGAAUAUGAUUUUGUUGCUACUGAAUCAGACAAUACAUCUAAUAGUGAACAUAUAUCAGAAGAAUCUGAUCUACCAAAUUCUGAUAUUGAACAAGGUGAUGUUAUUACAGCUAGUCAACCAGAAACAUUACAAAAGGAUGAUAUUGCCGCAAUCAAUAGUAUGACAAUUUGGUUAUGUCAAAAUUCUGAAUGGAACAAAGGAAGAACAAAUACUCGUCGCAUGUUUUUGUCACAAUUGAGUAUGGCUUUGAGUGAUUAA
Rotaria sordida is the source of this 303-nucleotide messenger RNA. The record is from the annotation of a GenBank genome assembly. NCBI's taxonomy places the organism in Eukaryota, Metazoa, Rotifera, Eurotatoria, Philodinida, Philodinidae.